Xiphias gladius (swordfish) is the source of this 1725-nucleotide messenger RNA. It is a transcript of the gene spred2a, whose product is annotated as sprouty related EVH1 domain containing 2a. Bases 161 to 1447 code for a protein of 428 amino acids. Gene Ontology annotation, cellular component: membrane. NCBI's taxonomy places the organism in Eukaryota, Metazoa, Chordata, Actinopteri, Istiophoriformes, Xiphiidae. Gene Ontology annotation, molecular function: protein kinase binding. The record is from RefSeq and is a predicted model, not a curated record. The transcript has 6 exons. Gene Ontology annotation, biological process: multicellular organism development; negative regulation of MAPK cascade.
UUGUCCGAGAAUCCGGGAUUAAAGAACCGAGCGGAGAGCGGGAGGGAACCGGAGCAGCCGCCGCUUCUGCCGCUGCCGCUGAAAGGCGAGGAACCAUGAAGACACCGCACCGUGCAGCCGCGGCGGGAGUUUAUUAUUACCGGAGGUGAAAGGGAGAAAAAUGAGCGAGGACACGCGCCCAGACGAUGACAGCUACAUUGUGCGCGUCAAAGCGGUGGUGAUGACCAGGGACGAUUCGAGCGGCGGCUGGUUGGCGCAGGACGGCUGCCUGAGCAGAGUGGGUGUGUGCAGGCUGCUGCCGACCGAACUGCUGGGACGCAACACUUUCCUCAUCCACGGAGAACGCCUCAAAGACAAGCAGGUGAUUCUGGAGUGUGUCUUAAAGAAAGAUCUGGUCUACACGAAGGCCACGCCCACGUUCCACCACUGGAAGGUGGACAACAAAAAGUGCGGUCUGACCUUCCAGAGCCCGGCUGAUGCCCGAGCUUUCGACCGCGGGGUGAGGAAGGCCCUGGAGGACCUGACAGAAGGCUCGACCACGUCCUCGUCGACGCUGCAGAACGAAGCAGAGCUCGGCGAUGACGACGUCUUCACGACCGCCACCGACAGCUCGUCCAACUCGUCCCAGAAGAGAGAGCCGGCGAUGCACACGUUGGCCCCGCCCAACCUCUGCGAGCCCCGCCGGCACCACUGCAUCCUGGGACCUUUCUAUGAGCAGCAGCACCGGCCCUCUGAUCACUACUUCCUAGACCAGGCGGUGCACAUGUUUCCUCGUCACAUCAGCUUCCAGGUGGAGGAGGAGGAGAUCGUACGUAUCAACCCUCGCGAACGAGCCUGGCUCACCGGCUACGAGGACUACCGGCACGCCAACUCUACACGAGACAAACUCACCCAGUCCGACAACCCUGACGCCUACAUACACUUCACCAAGAGCGAGCCGCCGAAACACGACUACAUCUACCCGUACCCGCUGAGCUGCGACGUGCAGCGAGGCUGCGAAGGUAAACCGGGCUGCCUGGAGCUGGGCGGCGGCCACAGGGCGGUGGUGACGGUGCAGCCACGCGCCCUGCAGCCUAAAGGCAAACGGCGGAAGGAGGAAGGCGAGCGUUCGCGCUGCGUUUACUGUCAGGACAUGUUCAAUCAUGAGGACAACGGGCGGGGGCGCUGCCAGGAGGCACCUGACCCAAUCCAGACCUGCAUCCGGCGGGUCAGCUUCAUGUGGUGCGCGGACAGCCUGCUGUACCACUGCAUGUCGGACCCGGAGGGGGAUUACUCGGACCCGUGCUCCUGCGACACUAGCGACGAGCGCUUCUGUAUGCGCUGGACGGCGCUGGUGGGUCUGUCACUGCUGGCACCCUGCAUGUGCUGCUACGCCCCCCUCAGGGGGUGUUACCGCUGCGGCGUGGCCUGCCACUGCUGCGGUGGGAAACACAAAGCUGUGGGCUGAGGCGUCGCAGGCCCCGCCCUCCUCACACAGACAACAAGGACCCACCGGAGGAGGCAGUAGUGUUUUUUACGCUGUUAUUUUGUCGUCGUCGUUUGUCUCGUCUCUGAUUUCCAGGAGAAGGAACUGGAACUUUGUCUAAACAGAUGGAAAAAAAAAAGUUCCCUCUUGUUUUUGUCUUUUGUCUUGUGUGAUGUUGGAGACCAAGUAGCUUCCAACUGUCACAAAGACUGAACAAAGAAUAUUCAUUUAUAUAUAAAAUUAUAUAUAUAUAAAUAUAA